Molecule: messenger RNA, 1745 nt
Organism: Amaranthus tricolor (Joseph's coat)
Lineage: Eukaryota; Viridiplantae; Streptophyta; Magnoliopsida; Caryophyllales; Amaranthaceae
Product: protein NDR1-like
Exons: 1
Coding region: 1-636 (211 amino acids)
Biological process (GO): defense response to other organism
Source: RefSeq, a predicted model, not a curated record
AUGUCAGCAGAAAAUAGUAGUUGCUGCAGAUGUUGCUGCAGCUUCAUCUUCACAUCUGGUUUAACAGCUCUAUUUUUAUGGCUAAAUCUCAGAUCAAACAACCCAGUUUGCUCCAUUGAAAACUUUGAUGUUUUUUCCCUCAACAAAUCUGCAAAUUCAUCGAUUAUCAACAACAAUCAUACAAUCCAUUAUGAUUUAAAGCUCAACAAUAAGAAGAAUAAAGAUAAAGGUAUUUACUAUGAUACCCUAAAUCUAACUUUCUAUUAUAAACCUAAUCAAACUUUAAUUUCUCUUGGAAAUGCUAGUUUUCCAGCUUUUUAUCAAGGCCAUGAAAAGAAAACUCAUCGUAUUUCUAGUAUUGAUGGUAAAAGGGUAAAAUGGGAAAAUGAUACGGCAACAAUGGCGGAAUUUAGGGUUGAGCUUAAUACGUCUGUAAGGUUUAAGAUUGUGUUUUGGAAGACUAAACGACAUCGUUUGGAUUUGAGGGCUGAUUUGUUAAUUAAUGAAGAAGGGAGUUUGAUUAAGAGGAAGAAGAAAGGGGUUAAGUUUACAUCAAAAGCUAGGAAUACUAGAGCUUCUUUUAAUUUCUAUUUUUUGGGCAUUUUGGGUUUUUUGAUUUUUAUUCUAUUUUGGUAAACACUCAAUUGUAUAAUUUAUAUUGUAUUUGAAAUAAUUGUCAAAAUCAAUACGAUGCUAAGAAUUUUGAUUUGAUGAACGAUAAUAAUAACAAUAAACUAAAUAAAUGUUUGAUAAUGCAAAACUUGCAAAGAAACACAAAAAUUUAAGGAGGUUCACUUAAUGAUGGUUACGUUUUCUGUCAUGUGUAGUUUCUUGUUUAUAAUAUAUCAAAGGAGUAUAAAAAACACUCUUACAAUUGAAAUAUUUGAGUAAGAGAUAAAAUCAGAAGGUUAUGUGUUUGGCUGGGUUGUGUUUUAUGUGUGUAUGAGAGUUCUCUAUUUAUAGGAGAGAUCACACUAAGUAACAUUAAGUACAUUAAAAUUAUGAAUAAAUGAUAAUUAAACAGCCCAAAAUACUUGAAGAGUCAAAAACAGCACCCUAGGAGCAUCAGAGACUUUGCUCGUCCAAAACAGGGGCUCGCUCAAUCGAGCGGUUUGGUCGAGCGGGCUACAUAAAGUUUCUGAUUUUAUUUUGUCUGCUCACUCGACCCACCCUGGAGCUCGCUCGGUCGAACGAGCUGGUCGAUCGGCACUUUAGAGAGCUUCUCGACUUGCAUAGUAGAGCAUCUUGAAUUAAACCUUUACACUUCUUCAUUAAGUCUCAUAACUCCCAUAAAUAAUUCACACUUUAUUACCUCAUUAAUCCAUACUUUUAAUCACCAUCAUAAAUCACAAUCAUCAAGAUUCAACUUAAUACACUCACAUUAACACACUUAUUAAAUUCCAUUCCAAGAGUUACACAUGAAUGCACAAAUUAAUUUUGCACUCAAGUCACACCAUUCAUAAUACCAUUCAUAACAGUAUGGAUUCCAUAUUUUAUGUGGAAAUUGAUGAUUUUGGAUUAUUAUGUUGUUAUUUUCUAUCUAUUAAUAAAUACUUCUUCACGUUUUUUACACAUCUUCCGUUUUCAUUUAUUUUUCUUAUUUACUUUUUGUGUAUAUUUUAAUGUAAAUUUAAAUCUCAAAUAAUUAUAAAAAAAAAAUUAUCUUGAUUAAUCUAAUUUUUCUUCGAUUUUCCCUUCGUUUUUUAAAUAAGUUCUCAUUUACCAUUUUGAGUGUUGUAUUUAUU